GUUGACCGAAUCCUUGACGCUCCGUUCGUUAGCCGUCAAUUGGAUUUUCGGCGACGUUCGACCGUAACAUAGAGUCAGGGGCAACUUCCGUGACAAAGUGUAUGGAGAUGUUGGAAGCUGCUUGAUAGACACAAAUGUCAUUUGCCUGCUGCCUACCAACUGUUCAAUGUGUGUAUUGCUUAGGGUGCGCCCAUUGGGCACGGAAGAAGUUCUACUACACUGCUGGCCGCGAAAGCGAAAACUGGCGCCUUGCGACCCCCGAUGACAAGCUCGGGCAGGCUACGUUUGACGGGGGGUUUGUUCACAACGGCCUCUUGAAGUCGGCUCAAUGGGUCGUAGAUAAAGAUUCGAAGCUUUUGGGAGAACUAAUUGCGGGACAUCCAAACUACACCUUGACAUUGGCCGGGCAUUCUCUAGGGGCGGGUGUGGCGACCAUGUUGGCAAUGUUGGCUGCGAAGAACGGUGAGCGAUUCGGGAACAUAGAACGAAGAAUGAUCAAGUGUUUCUCCGUUGCCCCGACAAGGUGUGUGUCACUAGAUCUCGCAAUGAGAUAUGCAGAUGUCAUCAGUUCUGUUGUAUUGCAGGACGAUUUCUUGCCUCGGACAAGACUGGGACAGGAAAAUGCCUUCAAGACACUUUUCUGUUUACCAUGUGUGCUCUGCAUAAUGUGCUUGAAAGACACAUUCAUGGUGGAGGAGAAGAAGAAGCUUAAAGAUCCAAGAAGCCUCUACAUUCCCGGUCGUCUUUAUCACAUAAUUGCCCGGGAACGCUUCAGUUCCACAGACAUACCACCUAUUGUCAAGACAUGUAUACAAGUGGAUGGAAGAUUUGAAAGCAUUGUUGUCUCUUGCAACAUGAUGACCGAUCACGCAAUUAUGUGCAUAUUGACUGAAUCCGAAAGGACACUUGGUACAAUGCUGGAGAGAGACGAUGCCAUGUCUAUUCCCGAGCAACAGAGAAUGAAGCGAUAGGCAAAGGCAUCUCUUCCCGCAGACAUGACCAGAAG
Molecule: messenger RNA, 1006 nt
Organism: Cuscuta campestris
Lineage: Eukaryota; Viridiplantae; Streptophyta; Magnoliopsida; Solanales; Convolvulaceae
Source: the annotation of a GenBank genome assembly